AUGGACGUGGGUUCGCACCUCACUAAACGUGCUGGCCAUGUGAAGUUUUUCCGGGUUUUUACGUGUCUAACACCUAAAUAUGGACAAUUUCCCAUAGAUGAUCUCCCAUUAGGCAGAUUACCUACGUCUUGCAUUGACGUAGACCAUUAAACCAAACCUUUAAAAUUCAAAAAUACUCAAAAAAAUAGACCAAUUAUUGCUUACUAUAAUUGAGUUUUAACUUGAACUUCAUAAUAAUUUGGGCCAGAAUAAUAAAUUAUUUUGGAAAUAGGUUUCAGACCUACUUUUACGACCUUGCGCAGAGGUCAGAGAAUAAAGAAACGAAAAUCGGGUCACACACAGCUUGUUACACAGUAACUUUCGCCCGAGUCGGUUUAUAGUCUACUCUAAAAAGCGAUGUCUUGGCAUAAACCAGAAAUUGUCGACAUAAAUGAAAUUAACAUAGAAGCGCAGCAAUCCCCUAUAAAAGUCAACAUCAUCAUUGAAUAUGUAGAUGAAGAGAAUAAUGAAGAAGAAAGAAUGGAAGUGGAAGAAUGUGUUUAUGAAAAAUCCGAUUUUGUGAAUACAGUUAUGAAAACAGCUCAUAUAAGGAAGAAGGAGUUUUUGAAACUAUUAGAUGAAUAUUCUGAACUUGUGAAAGAAAUUCAGAGAGCAGAAAGGAAAUUAAUGAAUGAAAAAUUUUCAUUUUAAUAUUAUUUUUUGUACAUCAUUUAAUCAAUUUUAUACUUUUUAAAUAUUUGUAAAGUUUGUGAUAUGUAUACAACUUCUGGAAUAAAUGCUGCAAGCCCACACUUUACAAAUGAUAUAAAUUUUCUAUUAUGAUUAUACAAAAUGUUAUAUUAUGUUGGUGGCUACCUUUAUAUACAAUUUUACAAGGUCUUUCAAAAUGGAUGCUACCAUUUUAAAUCACUGUAAUUAUGUUAAUUAUUAUUUGAGAAGUAUGCAACAUACAUUGAUAGAUUAACUGUUCAAGUUUCAUUUGCCAUCUGCAUUCAAAUGCCUUGUCAUCUAUUACCUUUAGGAAGCACCAUAAAUGAAAAUGGUGACUUGUGGAGUCACCAUUUACAUUCUGCAGUUUGCAAAGUCAGAAUCGCUCAUUGUUGUGCAACACGAGUAAUCUAUCGGAGCUGUAGAAUUGUGGCUGCUGUGGAAGGAGUAACAACAGAUAUGCUGUAAAAAGCAUAAAGAAUUUGAAUAUUGAUCAGAUGUGCUGUUUGACAUGAGAUGCACGUAUUGAGAAAUUAUAAUGGACAAAUGUGAAACUUGGACAGUUUUCCAAUAUUUUAAUGUAUGUUACAAGCUUCUUGGAUAAUAACUAACAUAAUUUAAAAAGGCAGUAUUGUUUUUUGAAAGACCCUGUACAGUUAAAACUGUAUUUCCAAGGAUGUAAGAUUCAUUUAUAACACUGAGCUUAUGAAAAAUAGGACAGUUUGCUUAAUGAUAGUUUUUCAGAAACCAGUUAGGAUAUAAUGACUCUAUUGUAUAAGCUAAUGAUGUUGCUGAUUAUUAAGGAAGUGUAAUGAAAAUUUGCUAUCUGUUAAUUACUUUUAUCUCUGUACAUGGUGUAAUAUCUACAGACUAAUUUGAGAAAUUUAUGUCAUAUUUGUCUCCAAUUUU
Messenger RNA from Centruroides sculpturatus (bark scorpion), 1617 nucleotides. RefSeq lists its product as uncharacterized. Bases 397 to 690 code for a protein of 97 amino acids. The record is from RefSeq and is a predicted model, not a curated record. NCBI's taxonomy places the organism in Eukaryota, Metazoa, Arthropoda, Arachnida, Scorpiones, Buthidae. The transcript has 4 exons.